Molecule: messenger RNA, 573 nt
Organism: Colletotrichum truncatum
Lineage: Eukaryota; Fungi; Ascomycota; Sordariomycetes; Glomerellales; Glomerellaceae
Product: SET domain-containing protein
Molecular function (GO): protein binding
Source: RefSeq, a predicted model, not a curated record
AUGGCGCAACCCAGGAAUUGGCCGCUCGGCCUUUUGUACCUUCCAAAGCCAAUGCACUCGCGCCUGUUGAGUGAAUCUCAACGAAUGUCUAUAGGCCAGCAGACAGCGGAGCUGCCUGAAAUCCCAGCUCAUAUCACCUUGUUACCGAGUCCUCUGGUGAAGAUCACUCCCAUUACAGAUUUCAAACACCCAGCGAAGGGUCAGUUUGGGCUCUUUGCGGCCCGGCAUAUCAAGCCUGGGACAUUCAUCAUUCCUUACCUCGGGACAGUGCAUCCAGACGUUCCCUCCAAGUCAGACUACGACCUAUGGCUGGAUCGAGAAGCUGAGAUUGCUGUUGAUGCUAGUGAGAAUGGCAACGAAGCAAGAUUUAUCAAUGACUACAGGGGGGUCGCGGAGCGGCCCAACGCUGAGUUUCGUGAAGUUUGGAGUCAUAAAUUCCGGCAACGGUGCAUGGCUGUUUUUGUGCUGCCUGAAGGGAAGAAUGGGCGCGGAAAGGGCGGGAUUGGCAAAGGCGAGGAGAUUCUAGUCAGCUAUGGGAAAGGGUUCUGGGGGCAUCGGAUGUCAGAAGAGUGA